UGAGCUGUCAGUUUCAGUGCUGAACCGAAUCAGCGGUAGUGUUCAAUGCGGUUGCAGCGACAGGCGAAAUACGCUAGAUGGCAAUAUUCGCUUUCGAAACGGGCGUGUCGAAAUGAGCGCACGGGGUCAGGUCCGUCUCGAAAUGAACCCCAAAUAACGACUCCGCCGCAUGCGCGUCUGCCAAUAUCCAUCCAGCCGUCCAUUUUCUCAUCCGUUUUAUCCUCAGGAGGGUCGCGGGGGUGCUGGAGCCGAAAUCCCAGCCGUCUUCGGGCGCGGGGUGGGACACCCUCAACAUCAUCUGUUGAGGUUGUUGUGUGGGGGGCGAUUUACAAGUAACGCGGUGCCUUGAGCGUAAAAGUUUGCCGGGAUGUCGGCCGGACUCCACCUCCCACAAUGCAUUGGCGCGCAGCCGCUCCUGCUUGCUUUCUCUUUCUGCUUGCCUUUGCGUGUGUGCGAGUGCGUGCGUGCGCGUGUGUGUGUAUGUGCGAGAGGGAGAGCGAGAGAGAGAGCAAGAGAGAGAAAGAGAGAGAGAGAGAGAGAGCAGCUCCGUCACGGCAUCCUUUUGCGGCCAGCCGGCGUGCGAGCUCGACUCACCCCCGCGGUGCUUUUCGGGCCAACAUGGAACCGCGGAGCGCGCGUUUUCGGGGGCGGGCGCAGGAGGCGACGGGGACUGUAAAACCGAGACGCUUGGAUUUGGGUUGCCGCUGCGCCUCUUGAGAACGGCUCGCGUUUUCGUCGCAGGUUUUGCCUUUUCCGUUCCUUCUUCUUUCCCUCUUCUUUGAAGCGGCGUCGUUCCGUCGCAGCGAUGCGGGCCGCUCGGCGCUGAUCGCGGCUCCGUUCAAGAUGAAGAAGCAGUUCAAUCGGAUGAGGCAGCUCGCCAACCAAACGGUGGGAAGGGCUGAAAAAACCGAGGUGUUCAGCGAAGACCUCCUGCAGGUGGAGAAGCGUCUGGACCUGGUCAAACAAGUGACGCACGGCACUCACAAGAGGCUGACGGCCUGCCUGCAGGGUCAGCAGGGGCUCGACGCGGAGAAGAAAUCCGUCAAGUCGCCUUCUAAAAAGCUGCCACUCACCAUCCUGGCCCAAAGCCUGGUGGAGGGAGCGGCAGUGUUGGGAGAUGACUCGCUCUUGGGGAUGAUGCUGAAGAUGUGCGGCGAGACGGAGGAGAAGUUGGCCCAGGAGCUCAUGGACUUUGAGCUCCAGAUCGAGCGAGACGUGGUGGAGCCGCUCUACGCGCUCGCCGAGGUGGACAUCCCCAACAUACAGAAACAAAGAAAGCACUUAGCCAAACUGGUCUUGGACAUGGACUCGUCGCGAACGAGAUUCCAGCAGUCGUCCAAGUCGUCCGGCCACCCGAGCGCCCUCCAGCCCGGCGCCAAGUCCGAGUCGCUCCGAGAGGAGAUGGAGGAGGCGGCCACUCGGAUGGAGAUCUGCAGGGAUCAGCUCUCGGCCGAUAUGUACGGCUUUGUGGCCAAAGAAAUGGACUAUGCAACUUACUUCCAGACCCUCAUCGAGACGCAAGCCGAAUAUCACAGGAAGUCGCUGGAGAUUCUCAACAGCAUCCUGCCCCAAAUUAAGGCGCACCAAGAGGCGUGGGCGGAGAAGCCGUCGUUUGGCAAGUCUCUGGGAGAGCACCUGAACAUUAGCGGCCGGGAAAUCGCCUUCCCCAUCGAAGCGUGCGUCACCAUGCUGCUGGAGUGCGGCAUGCAAGAGGAGGGCCUCUUCCGAGUGGCUCCGUCAGCCUCCAAACUGAAGAAGCUGAAAGCCUCCCUGGACUGCGGCGUUCUCGAUGCGCAGGAGUACUCGUCCGACCCGCACGCCAUCGCAGGCGCUCUCAAAUCGUACCUCCGCGAACUUCCCGAGCCGCUGAUGACCGCGGAGCUUUACGACGAGUGGAUCCAGGCCUCCAACAUUCAAGAUAUGGACAAGAGACUCCGAGCAUUGAUGGCAGCGUGUGACAAACUGCCCAUGGAUAACUUCAACAACUUGAGAUAUCUGGUGAAAUUCUUAGCCAAACUGAGCGAGUACCAGGACGCCAACAAGAUGACGCCUGGCAACAUGGCCAUCGUCCUCGGCCCCAACUUGCUGUGGACGCACACCGAGCCGGACAUGACGGAGAUGAUGACCACGCUGUCGCUGCAGAUCGUCGGAAUCAUCGAGCCCAUCAUCCAGCACGCCGAUUGGUUCUUCCCUGGAGAGAUGGAAUUCAACCUAACCGGCAGCUACGGCAGCCCCGUCCACGCCAACCACAACUCCAACUACAGCUCCAUGCCGUCCCCCGACAUGGAGCAGUUGGAACGCAAGCAGCCGCACCACGACCAGAGCCGGCGCCCCCUCAGCGUUGCCACGGACAACAUGAUGCUGGAAUUCUACAAGAAGGACGGCAUUAGGAAAAUCCAAAGCAUGGGCGUGCGAGUCAUGGAUACUUCCUGGGUGUCGCGCAAGGGGUCGUCCACGCUGGCCCGCAAGACCUGCUCCACCCCUCCGGGCGCCGACUCGCUCGCCGCCGCCGAGCUGGCCGGGGACUUUGCCCCCUCGCCGGCUGCCACGCCACCCCCGGCGGAAAGGAUCAGCUCGUUGAAGGGGAACGAGCUGUCCCCCGUCAUCGGCCACAAGGGCAUCCAAGUGGCCGGUCCAACGGUGCCCCCUCACUGCAGUCCGCCGAGCGGCGGCCAGUGCCCCCACCCCACGGAGCACAGCCCACACAGCUCGCGCAAAGGUUCCAAAAAGUUGGCCCCCGUGCCACCCAAGGUCCCGUACUGUCAGCCGGGCGCCACGUGCGAGCGCUCCGCGGGUCAGCCGUCACCGGUCAGCCUUUCGCCCACCCCGCCCAGCACCCCCUCCCCUUACGGAUUGCUCUGCGGCAGCCCGGGUCAGUUGCUGGCCCCUUCCUCCCCGGCUCAGACCCCUCUGGCGGCGCCCCGCUCCCUUUCGUCCCCGCCCUCGCUGACGGGGACGCUCACCAAAGCGCGGCCCGCCCCCAAGCCCAGGCAGAGACCCAGCCUGCCCCCGCCGCAGCCGCCCAGCAUCCCCGUCGGGUUCGCCGGCCAGGCCCCGCCGCCCCCGCCGCCGCCGGAGCAGGGCCUCGCAGAUGGACCGUCGCCGGGGGAGAGCAUGUCAACAGACAUCUUCAGUUACGAGAUCCCCUCCAUCAAUGUCAAUCUGGACAGCCUCAUCGACGAGUUCAGCGGCGGCCCAUGCAGGAGGUCACUGCCCGCCACCGAGGAGGCCGCGCCCGAGGAGGAGCGGCUGGCGACCACCCUAUGAUGGCGCCGAUCGCCGCUAAAGGCCUGAGGGGAAAACGCACCGCUUGGCCUCAUCGAUUUGGAUUAAAAAAAAAAAAAAAAACAUUGGAAAGAAAAAGGGCCAAAUGCCACUCGGACAAACCGAUGCCUUGAGGAGGGAAGAGUGGAUUCUAGCUCUCUACUUCUUUUUUGCUUUGUUGACUAGUGGUCUUGCGGUGGUCCUUUGAUCCCUCUUUUUGCUUUGCCUUCAAUGCGAUUUCGUUGUAUGCUGAGGAUUUUGCUUUCAUGGAGCGUGACAUGAAUGUGAUGAAUUUGCCAUACAGGCUAUCUUCGAUGCACGUGAGGUUGAUUUCCUCAAAUAGUGGCCUCGGGCAUUUCCAACCUUUUUUUUGGUUUGUUUUUAACUCAUCUGACGACCAGCUCUCUAUUAGGGAAUGUUUUUGGGGGCGGGGGGGUGUUGUCUCCAUCUGCCCGUUGCAUUAUUUAUUUGAGGAGGGCGUUUAUUUUUUUUCUCAAACGGGGAACGCACCCGACGUCUAAUUCUCUGUGACUUUUGUUGUUAUUGAAACGUUGACCAUCUUUCUGACGCGUCCUUUGCGUCAAUGUCAGCUUUACAAAUAUGCCAGAUCCUCUCCGAUUGCAAAAAAAAAA
Messenger RNA from Hippocampus comes (tiger tail seahorse), 3896 nucleotides. Its product is annotated as rho GTPase-activating protein 44-like. The record is from RefSeq and is a predicted model, not a curated record. Gene Ontology annotation, molecular function: protein binding; GTPase activator activity. Gene Ontology annotation, cellular component: dendritic spine; leading edge membrane; intracellular anatomical structure. The transcript has 21 exons. NCBI's taxonomy places the organism in Eukaryota, Metazoa, Chordata, Actinopteri, Syngnathiformes, Syngnathidae. The coding region runs from base 844 to 3267 and encodes 807 amino acids. Gene Ontology annotation, biological process: modification of dendritic spine; regulation of actin cytoskeleton organization; positive regulation of GTPase activity.